CAAAUAUACUAAAAAGGCCGCGUAAGCAAAACUUUCAGCAGGCUGCACAAGCGACGCUACAGAAGAUAUUUUAUUAAAAUUAGCUUCAUUUCCCCAAACGAUUAAUCUCGGAAUACCCGAAAUGGAUGAAGUUAAAGUGGAUGUAAGUGGAGAAAUGAAUGUACCCAAAGAGCAACAAAAGUCUCAAUUUGAUUUCAAAAGUUUUUGGACACUGCAAAAAAUACCGAGCCCACUGGAAAUUGUACAACUAACGCGCAAAUACAUUCGGCCAUGGUCGGAGUUUAUGAACACUGCUAACUUUAAGGCUGCAGCGAGUAUGCCACGUUUGACGAGUCGAUUUAUCCGGAACAUCACAUACUUUCAAAGCAAUUACAUCUUUAUUUUUGUUAUACUGAUGAUAUACUGUCUCAUUACCUCACCUUUAAUCUUACUGGUUUUGGCUGCUGUGGGCUUCGUUAGUCAUAGAAUUAAGAAGACACAAGCUCCCGUCAGUAUUUUUGGACACCAAUUAUCAACCAAUCACCAAAUAAUGGUUGUGAAUAUAGCCUCUGCUCCUAUAUUAUUUAUAGCAGGUGCAGGCGCGGCACUAUUCUGGACACUGGGGGCUUCUUGCUUUGUCAUCUCUUUGCAUGCCAUAUUCUACAAUAUCGAUGCAAUUGUAACUGAAGAGAACGAGGGAUUCCUAGCAGAAGUCGUGUAAACAAACCCCGAACAUGUAAACACUUAAUAUACAUACUAUAAAAAAAAUUCAGCCACAUGUUUAAAAAUAUUCAUUUACCAAAAUUUAAUUAUUAAUAAAUGUACAUACAUACAUUUAUCUUAAUAUAAAAACAGAUCCGGGGCCUUAACUCCUGAAUGAUAUUUUAUAAUCAUUUAAAAUAAACAAUAUGUACAAUUUUGUAAUAUGAGAGUAUGUGCAC
This is a messenger RNA of Rhagoletis pomonella (apple maggot), 920 nucleotides long. RefSeq names its product prenylated Rab acceptor protein 1-like. Lineage: Eukaryota; Metazoa; Arthropoda; Insecta; Diptera; Tephritidae. Gene Ontology annotation, cellular component: Golgi apparatus. The record is from RefSeq and is a predicted model, not a curated record.